UAAGGAUAUGCAGCAGUGGGAGUUGAUGUGUUUGUAAAAGCAGAGCAUCAGUCUGCGAUCUGACACGUGUUCUGUCAGAUUCUGUUGAUAGAUGGUUCGUUCCAGCAUGCUGUAUUCACCCAAAUCCACUUCAAGUCUGCAGAACCGAGUCUUUGUGUUGCAGCUUGUGCUGCUGCCGCUGUCCAGCUGUUGUCCCACACAAUAAGCUUUCAUCCAAACGUCUCUCUCCAGUGCAGCUCUCCCCAACCGGAGGCUGACCCCGGAUGAAUCUGCUGAUAUGGGAACUUUCCGAUUGAGAUGAUUAUCUGGACUUUGUAGUCUGUGGAGAUUGCUUGAAUUUCCUGACUCAGUUUGGAGUUUACAUUCUUUGUGUGCUGUUGCCGAGGAAAAAAAAUGACUGGAAUCAAUUCAGUCGCGCCGAUGAUUUUGUGGGUCGUCAUUCUGACGGUGUUCCGAGCCGCAUCGCCUCAACCUGCUCCCCCUCGAGGACCCAGGCCCGUACCUGGACGAGGUGACAGUCCGGAACCAACGCUGGCUCCGCUGCCGCCAGAGCCCACACCAAGACCAGAAGGUUGUGAGACAACGAUCAUCGACUGUCCCAUCAAGCUGUUUUUCACCAUUGACACGUCAGAGACCAUCGCCCUGCAGGAAUCACCGCCAGGCAGUCUGGUGGAGAGCAUCAAGGAGUUCAUGAAGAUAUUCGCCCAGAAACUCGAAGACGAGGAGUACAGAGGCCAGAUCCAGAUCACUUGGUCCUUUGGGGGAUUGCACUUCUCUCAGAAGCAGGUGUUGUUCAGUCAGUUCACGACCAGACAGAGCUUCAUCAGGAAUCUCAGUCAGAUAAAAUACCUGGGCAAAGGCACCUACAUCGACUGCGCUCUCACAAAUAUGACCCGCCAGAUGACGUACUCAGGGAAACAGGCUGUCCUGUUCUCAGUGGUCAUCACAGACGGUCAUGUGACGGGGAGUCCAUGCGGGGGCAUCAAGGUGGCAGGCGACAGGGCUCGGGAUCAAGGGAUCCACAUGUUUUCAGUAGCAGCCUCCACAAGCAUCGAUGAACUAGGGAUGAUGGAGAUAGCCAGCUCACCCACAGAGGUGUACCGAGACGAUUACAUAGUCAUGGAGAUCGUUAAUGGAAGACCGAGGAUGAACACUGAAACUAUUGAUCGCAUCAUCAAAGUCAUGAAAUAUCAAGCAUAUCUACAGUGUUAUAAACCUACAUGCCUUGCAGUCCCUGGGAACCCGGGACGAAAAGGGGCCUCGGGUCCAAAAGGCAUUAAAGGUGACAGAGGCAUCAAAGGACCAAAAGGUCAUAAAGGUAACCAGGGUGAUCCUGGGAUUGAAGGUUCAAUUGGACUACCUGGUCAAAAGGGAAAAACUGGUUUUAAAGGUGAAAAGGGUGAAAUUGGAUUAAUUGGAGCAAAGGGUGCGGUGGGUUCACGGGGAAGGAACGGAACAGAUGGACAAAAGGGUAAAAUUGGUCGAAUUGGAGCUCCUGGCUGCAAAGGUGAUCCAGGGGAAAAGGGACCAGAUGGACUCCCAGGAGACCCUGGUGACUCUGGAUUAUCUGGAAAAAAGGGAGAAAAGGGUGAUAUAGGUCUGCCUGGGAAGAAUGGCCCCCCAGGUCCUGUGGGAAAUCCAGGACUAACCGGUGAAAAGGGACAUCCUGGCAAUCCAGGACCACCUGGAGAAAGAGGGUUUCCCGGGAUCAGUGGCAAACCAGGACUUAAGGGCGAACUGGGCAGGAGAGGAGAUCCUGGAAGGAAGGGGGCACCAGGACAAGAUGGGGCCCCAGGACCAAAGGGAGAUCGAGGAGCGUCGGGGGACAGAGGUCGACCUGGGGAGGCUGGAGUUAAGGGUGCGAAGGGAGACCAAGGACUACCAGGACCAAGGGGUUGGCCAGGAGAACCAGGCAGCGUUGGAGGAAAUGGCAUAGUGGGGCCUCCUGGAGACGCCGGACUGAGAGGAAACCCUGGACCACCUGGACCGCAGGGAGACAAUGGAAGACCAGGAUUCAGCUACCCUGGACCAAGAGGACCAACAGGAGAGAGAGGAGAUCCGGGCAAGAGAGGACCCAGAGGGGGCAGAGGUGAAUGCGGUGCAAAAGGGGAGCCGGGAGCCAAAGGAUCACCAGGAGAGCCUGGUGAACCAGGCCAGCCAGGAGAGCCAGGAGAGAGAGGACCGCUGGGAGACCCUGGAAAAGAUGGGGCACCAGGGCCAGCUGGGGAUCCUGGGCUCACUGACUGUGAUGUUAUGACGUACAUCAGGGAGACUUGUGGUUGUUGUGACUGUGAGAAACACUGCGGCGCUCUGGACAUUGUCUUUGUAAUUGACAGCUCUGAGAGCGUCGGGAUGACCAACUUCACCCUGGAAAAGAACUUUGUUAUCAACACCAUCAACAGGAUGGGAUCAAUGGCCUCUGACCCCACAUCUCCAACCGGUACGAGAGUUGGAGUGGUACAGUUCAGUCACGAAGGAACAUUUGAGGCCAUACGACUCGAUGACCCUUCUAUAGACUCCAUGUCUUCAUUCAAGACAGCAGUGAAGAAUCUGCAGUGGAUUGCUGGGGGCACAUUUACACCCUCUGCACUCAAGUUUGCCUAUGACAACCUAAUAAGGGACAGCAAGAGAGCCCGUGCCAAUGUAUCUGUAGUGGUAGUGACAGACGGCCGCUUCGACCCUCGUGAUGAUGACAGUAAACUCAGGUACCUCUGCAAUGACCCCAACGUGGUGGUGAAUGCCAUUGGGGUUGGUGACAUGUUUGACAAGGAACAUGACAGUGAGACCCUCGUAUCAAUAGCCUGCGACAACAAGAACCGGAUCACUGAGAUGAAGCGAUACUCAGACUUGGUGGCUGACAACUUCAUUCAGAAGAUGGAAACGGUUCUCUGCCCUGAUCCAGUGAUUAAGUGUCCAGAUCUUCCCUGUAAAACUGAACUUGAUGUAGCUCCAUGUGUUGGACGACCCGUAGAGCUGGUGUUUCUUCUCGACGGUUCGGAGCGCCUCGGGAUGGAAAACUUUGGCCAUGCGCGUCAUUUUGUUCAAAUGGUCGCAAAUGCAUUGACAAUGGCCAGGAACCGAAAUGACCAAAACGGGGCUCGUCUGGCACUGACAGAGUUUGGCAAUGAGAAUGAAAACCAAGUGGCCUUUCUUCUUACACACGACCAGAAGGCUAUCACUUCUGGUCUAUCAGGUUUGCAUUAUCUUGAUGCUUCGUCAGCAGUGGGACCUGCCAUCUUCAAAGCCAUCGAUGAGAUUUUGGGUAAAGGACCCACUCGCAAGACAAGACGUGGUGCCGAGGUUUCAUUUGUUUUCAUCACAGAUGGUGUUACUAAUAUCACCAACCUGGACAAGGCAGCUUCUGCAAUGGCCUCGGAACACAUCUUUUCCACUGUGAUUGCCACAGGAAGUGAUGUGGAUGAAGAAGCCCUAACAAAGUUGGUUAUGGGUGACCAGACUGCCAUCUUUAAGAGUCAGACAUUUUCUGAUGUGUUACAGCCUAGUUUCUUUGACCGUUUCAUCAGGUGGGUGUGUUAGAGACCGUCCUCAUUGUGAGUGUCGUACUGGUGCUACUGCUCUGUACUUGACCAUUUUAACAGUUGAUCCAAGUUGAAUUCACCCUUCCAUUGUUCUCAAAAAUGCUGAUUAAGGUUAGCUUUGUUCUAAUUUCACCUCAGUCAGAAAUUAACAGGAACAAUAAUGUGCAAAACCUGAAAUAUUUGGUUAGGAGAUUUCUAAAGAACUCAGUUCUUACCAGCACUGAUUUUCUUUGUGUUCAAAUAUGAAACAAAAGAAAUGAGCCAAUGGUGAGAGAUAACUGGCAAAGACUUUAGGUACCUCUAUAUUGUCUGCCCAGAUUGUUUUGGGUGAACGUUUUUUCCUGACCUUUUUUCCUUGUACCAAAAUAUUAAAUUAGGAUAGCGUCAAUUUAUCUGUAAAAUGGUCUAUUUAGUUUUCCAAUUGCAAGAAAUUCAACCUUGAAACAAAACCAAGCAUAAAUAAAUAAAGGUAAAUGAUUUCCAUCAAGUUAAUUUGAUAGCCAGUAUAGCAAUUUAUUUUUUUCCAAAUGCUUGCAAAUUCAUCUCCAGACACGAAUACUAAUUGUAUGGUGAAAUGAGCUAAUAUCAUAGUUGACUGCCAUCUUUAAGAGUCAGAAAUUUUCUGAUCUGUUAAAGUGGAAAACCAAGAGCACUUUGGUGUUCCACUUUAAUCCGACUUUCUUAUUUACUUCACCAACUCAAAAUCCAAUAUGGCUGCCUCGUGCUUCGAAUGUAACAAUAAAUGUUAAGCCUUGUUUUUUGGCGAUACCUUCUCAGUCACACUUAGUGUCCUUAAUAUGUUUCUAAAUAGUUUGAACGUAUAAAACACUGAAAUAUGUGCCACUUUAAUUCAAUUUACCCUUAAUGGCACAAUUAGCAAAUGCCACUGUUGUUUUCAUCAAGCAACUGAAACUAAGUGAUUCUGUUAAAAGGUUAUAACCAGUUACUCAAAAGGCUGAAGCUAAAGGCUAAUCCGAGAGGCCUUAGACCAAGAAGACAACUAAUGUUAAUGCUUCAUGACCCUGUAAAUUGUUGUCAUGCAUGUAUAGAAGAGUUAUUUAUAGAGAAGCUGAAUAUUAUUUUCACAUGAAGCGAAGGUUGGAGGCGGUACACCACCUCCUGUACGUUUGGGUUUUUCUGGAUGGAUUUCAUCUACAUGUUUCCUUCAACAGCUAAAUAUCUAAUGUCAGGUUAUUUGGUCACUUCAAAUUUUCCUGUUUUUAGUGCUUGUGCAGUCUGUUUCCCUGUGGUGAUGUGUUGUGACCUGUCCAAGGGUCACCUGACAUCUUACCCACUGAGCGCCAUAGAUGGUGAAAAUCAGUUUUGAUUUAGUUCUUUCUCUGUCUAGCCAUUAAAUUCACCCUCUAAGACCAAUUAAUGUGGAUUUACACCAAUUGAAAACAAUAUAAAAUAUCCAAUGCAAGCAAGAUUUUAACUGUUUUUAACCUUUUUAACAGAACUACACCUGGAAAUUCAUGAACUCCUUUGAAAGUUGGCUGUGAUGUCAUAUUAAGAUUAGGGCUUUAAUGACUUACAUAAGUCAAAUUCAGUGACACAGACUUGAAUCUUCAUUGUCUGCAAUAAAUCCAGGGCAAUA
Molecule: messenger RNA, 5136 nt
Organism: Poecilia latipinna (sailfin molly)
Lineage: Eukaryota; Metazoa; Chordata; Actinopteri; Cyprinodontiformes; Poeciliidae
Product: collagen alpha-2(VI) chain-like
Exons: 28
Coding region: 394-3537 (1047 amino acids)
Biological process (GO): extracellular matrix organization
Molecular function (GO): extracellular matrix structural constituent conferring tensile strength
Source: RefSeq, a predicted model, not a curated record